This is a messenger RNA of Penicillium atrosanguineum, 1413 nucleotides long. RefSeq names its product putative l-fucose permease. Lineage: Eukaryota; Fungi; Ascomycota; Eurotiomycetes; Eurotiales; Aspergillaceae. The transcript is spliced from 7 exons. Bases 1 to 1413 code for a protein of 470 amino acids. Gene Ontology annotation, biological process: transmembrane transport. The record is from RefSeq and is a predicted model, not a curated record. Gene Ontology annotation, molecular function: transmembrane transporter activity.
AUGGGAUUCAAAGAAUUCCUCAACCAACGCUCCGGCCUGCGCGUUGACAAUCGCAAGACUACCUCGGCCGCGACUUUAACUCUGCGACAGAGCCUGUGGCCGUUGAGCCUAGUGACAAUCUUAUUCUUCCUAUGGGGCUUCGCAUAUGGACUCCUAGAUACGCUCAACAAGCAUUUCCAGAACACGUUACACAUAGACCGAACUCGGUCCGCUGGUCUGCAGGCUGCGUAUUUUGGCGCAUACCCUCUCGCCUCUCUUGGCUAUGCGAAUUGGAUAUUGCGGCAUUUCGGGUAUAAGGCUGUUUUUAUCUUCGGGUUGACUCUUUAUGGUAUUGGCGCAUUGUGUAUGUGGCCUGCUGGUCUAAAUCAGUCCUUUGGUGGGUUCUGUGGUGCUACGUUUGUCAUUGGGUCGGGACUUGGCUCGCUUGAGACAGCGGCGAAUCCUUAUUUGACUGUUUGUGGUCCACCCCGUUAUUCGGAGAUCCGGAUCAAUUUUGCGCAGGCUUUUAAUGCAAUUGGAACCGUUGUCGGGCCUGUGUUGGGCUCUUAUGCUUUCUUCACUGAGACCGCUGAUGAUGUUGCGGCGCUUCAGCGUGUGCAGUGGGUUUAUCUAGCUAUUGGCAUUUUCGUCUUUUGUCUUGCGGUUGUUUUUUUCUUUUCUGAUAUUCCAGAGGUCACGGAUGAGGAUAUGGCGUUCCAGAUAUCUACCACCCAUGUCGAUGAACAGGAUAAGCCGUUUUGGAAACAGUAUAAGCUUUUCCAUGCUACGUUGGCUCAGUUUACAUAUACUGGAGCCCAAGUCGCCAUUGCGGGCUACUUCAUCAACUACGCCGUCGACACAUGGCCUGGCACUGACAGCGCCAAAGGUGCAAAGCUCCUAGCUGGCGCACAAGGCGCUUUUGCAGUUGGGCGGUUCCUGGGCUCUGGAAUAAUGAAGUAUACAAAAGCUCGCUACGUCUUCAUCGUAUAUCUAUCAUGCUGUGUGGCUUUUCUAGCUGCGGCAGUGACUCAGAGGAAUCAGAUUGGUAUAGCGAUGCUUUUCAUGACUCUGUUCUUCGAAUCCGUGUGCUUCCCCACCAUCGUCGCACUGGGCAUUCGCGGUCUUGGUCGCCAUUAUAAGCGUGGCUCGGGGUUUAUCGUUGGUGGUGUAUGUGGUGGUGCCGUUGUGCCACCUAUUCUGGGCCAUGUUGCUGAUAUGCGGGAUGAUACGGGCUUUGCGAUGAUCGUUCCUACUAUGUUUAUGGUUAUUGCUUGGACUUAUGCUGUUGCUGUGAACUUUGUUCCUUCAUACACGAGGACAGUGGAUAAGGUGGGCGAGAGCACGGUUGGACUUCAGAAUGAGAGUGGCAAGGACGAGGAGGCGGUUGUUGGGACGAAAACGGAGAAAGAGGAGGCUUCGGCUCAUUAUGAUUGA